Geodia barretti is the source of this 1683-nucleotide messenger RNA. The record is from the annotation of a GenBank genome assembly. Lineage: Eukaryota; Metazoa; Porifera; Demospongiae; Tetractinellida; Geodiidae.
AUGAGAAGGUUUCUCCUGGCAUUGAGUUGUCUCUUGAUUGCCCUGGCAUUGACCGGCUGUGGUGCAGCUGCCGAGUCCCAAUUCAGCACGGCCGCGGACUCUGUCGCUUCCUUUACGGAGUCGGGCAGGGCGAUGCCUGCAAUGCCUGCCGCCGCCGCCCCGCAAAUGGCUCGGGAAGUCGUGGUGGAGAAGGAAAUGCUAAGGGAAAUGGAGGUACCGGCGGAAGCUUUCAUGGCGGAAGAAAGCGCCGAGAUGGACUCAGCAGCCACCGAAUCCAUGUCAGAGUCACUGCCUACCCUUGAAGAAGUCCAGGCAUCAGUCGCUGCACAGGAACGAAUUAUCGUUCGCACGGUGGGUAUGGGCCUCGUCGUGGACAAUGUGGCCGACACCGUCGACCGUGUCGGAACGGUUUCCCAGAAUCUGGGGGGCUGGACUGUAUCAAGCGACCGUAGCGCCAUUCACCAUGGAAGUGUUUCUGUAAGGGUACCUGCCCAGCAACUGGAUGAGGCUAUUCGCCAAAUCCGUGCCCUGGCGAUUCGAGUCGACUCCGAAUCGUCGACCAGCCAGGAUGUCACCGAUGAGUACGUGGACAGCAGUUCGCGCCUGCGCAGCCUGCGGGCCACCGAACAGUCCCUGCUGAAUUUGCUUACCCAGGCCGACGACGUUGAGGAUGCUCUCGAAGUGCAACGAGAACUGGCCCAGCUACAGGCGCAAAUGGAAAGCCUGGAAGGGCGCAUUAAGUUCCUCCAACAGACCGCCGCAUUUUCCCUCAUAAACGUCAGAUUGAGCCUUGCUCCCAAGUCCAUGCCAGUGGAAGCCGGCCCCGACCAGACCUUCAGCGCGGGCCAGCCAGCCAGGUUCCGGGCUACUUUCAAUCCGCCCACUGAGAUUGAGGACUUCAACUUCAUCUGGGACUUCGGGGAUGGUUCCAAGGUGGAGGGAACGGGCAGCGCUCCUACCACCCAACCGGGCCAACGGGUUACCGCAACGGUCAACCAUGUCUUUGAGGACGACAGGGAUUCUCCUUACAUCGUUCAGUUGGAAAUUACCGGCACCGGCCAGGCCGGUAUAGUGGAGGGUUCCGACACCCUCAUUGCAACAGUUACCAGGAUCCCGACUAUCGAGGUUUUUGCCGGCGAAAGACGAGUCGUGGAGGAAGGUGAGGAGGUCGAAUACAGCGGGUCCUUCACCAGGCCGGAAGGAUUGUGGGACAUCCAAUACCAGUGGGCUUUUGGUGACGGUUCCCCUUCAGUUAUCGACGCCCCCGAAGAUGGCGCCACCCGGGCGGUGGCAAUCCACACUUACGAAAAUUACCGACCUCAGGCCUAUGAAGUUACCCUGACGGUAACGGCCCAAAGUGAGGCCGGAGAGGUAAAGGGUUCAGGGUCGUUCCGCGUUGACGUGAGAGAAUCACAAGGGCUGAUAGCGGGCAGUUGGAACCUUGCCGCCUCGGCCAAAUGGGCCGUUCGUGCACUGUCAGCCGUAGCCCUGGCGAUAGUCAAUAUCCUGAUUUGGGUCGCCAUUUUCAGCCCGGUGUGGCUUGCCCUCGCCGCCAUAGGUUACGGUCUCCUUCGUUUGAAUCGUAUCCGGCGAGCCCGAAGGAACAACAGCCGUGCACUCCAGAACCUGGAAGAUAUGUCCCCGGGUGCCAGCGCAGUUUCCACCGCCCCGGAGCAGAGCUAA